This is a messenger RNA of Huiozyma naganishii CBS 8797, 1455 nucleotides long. RefSeq lists its product as uncharacterized. NCBI's taxonomy places the organism in Eukaryota, Fungi, Ascomycota, Saccharomycetes, Saccharomycetales, Saccharomycetaceae. Bases 1 to 1455 code for a protein of 484 amino acids. Gene Ontology annotation, molecular function: glucokinase activity; D-glucose binding; fructokinase activity. The record is from RefSeq and is a predicted model, not a curated record. The transcript has a single exon. Gene Ontology annotation, biological process: intracellular glucose homeostasis; glucose 6-phosphate metabolic process; glycolytic process. Gene Ontology annotation, cellular component: cytosol; mitochondrion.
AUGGUUCAUCUAGGUCCAAAGAAGCCACCUGUGAGAAAGGGGUCCAUGGUCGACGUCCCCAAGGAGUUGCUCGCCGCGCUCGGUGAGAUUGAACAAAGUUUCAACGUCGACGGGCCAACUUUGCAAGGUGUCGUGAAACACUUCAUCUCUGAGUUGAACAAAGGGUUGACCAAGAAAGGUGGGAACAUCCCCAUGAUCCCAGGGUGGGUCAUGGACUACCCUACCGGGAAGGAGAAGGGUGACUACUUGGCCAUCGACUUGGGUGGUACCAACUUGAGAGUCGUCCUCGUUAAACUGUCAGGAAACGGGACCUUCGACACCACCCAGUCCAAGUACAAGUUGCCCAAACACAUCAGAACGACUCAAAACCGUGACGAGUUGUUCUCCUUCAUUGCUCAAUCUUUGAAAGACUUCAUCGUCGAGACUUUCCCAGACGGUUGUAAGGAGAAUCUGCCAUUGGGGUUCACUUUCUCGUACCCUGCCUCCCAAACAAGGAUCAACAGCGGGGUCCUGCAAAGAUGGACCAAGGGGUUCGAUAUCCCUAACGUGGAGGGCCACGAUGUUGUGCCCUUGCUAAAGGAGCAAAUGGACAAGUUGAACUUGCCAAUUGACAUUGUCGCUGUCAUUAACGACACUACGGGUACUUUGGUCGCCUCUUUGUACACCGAUUUGGAGACUAAGAUGGGUGUCAUCUUCGGUACGGGUGUCAACGGUGCCUACUUCGAUGUCGUCAAGGACAUUGAGAAAUUGGAAGGCAAAUUGGCCGACGAUGUCCCACCUGAGUCCCCCAUGAUCAUCAACUGUGAGUACGGUUCCUUCGACAACGAACACGUCUCCCUGCCAAGAAACAAGUACGAUGUCAUCGUCGAUGAACAAUCUCCAAGACCUGGGCAACAGACUUUCGAAAAGAUGAGUUCCGGUUACUACUUGGGUGAAUUGUUGCGUUUGGCCCUGGUUGACUUGCACGGCCGUGGCUUGAUUCUAAAGGACCAAGAUGUCACCAAGUUGAACGAGGAGUACAUCAUGGACACUUCCUUCCCAUCCAAGAUCGAGGAGGACCCAUUCGAAAACUUGGAAAACACCCAAGAGUUGUUGUCCAAGGAGCUGGGUAUCGAAACCACCGUCCAGGAGAGGAAAUUGAUCAGACGGAUCAGUGAAGCCAUUGGUGCCAGAUCCGCUAGACUUUCAGUGUGUGGUAUCGCCGCCAUCUGCCAAAAGAGAGGUUACGAGACGGGCCACAUCGCCGCGGACGGGUCCGUGUGGAAGAUGUAUCCAAACUUCAAAGAGAAGGCCCACUUGGGGUUGAAGGACAUCUACGGGUGGACUGAAACGGAUCCAGCCAAGUUCCCAAUCAUCAUCGUCGACUCAGAGGAUGGAUCAGGUGCUGGUGCCGCCGUCAUUGCCGCUUUGACCGAACAAAGAUUGAAGGCCGGUAAGUCUGUCGGUUUGAAAUAA